This is a messenger RNA of Tigriopus californicus, 2648 nucleotides long. RefSeq lists its product as uncharacterized. Lineage: Eukaryota; Metazoa; Arthropoda; Copepoda; Harpacticoida; Harpacticidae. Bases 1838 to 2551 code for a protein of 237 amino acids. The record is from RefSeq and is a predicted model, not a curated record. The transcript is spliced from 2 exons.
AUAUGUCCCCGAUACGCUUUUAGCCAAGCGUAGGAUUAACCAUAGACUUCUAGAGAUUUAGACUGCGAACAGAAGGGAAAAUUUCGUAUCUCCUGGACCAUUCACUUCAUUCACAAUUAGCAUUUCAUAGGAUCACAAGCUCUUGUCAAAUAGACGAAUUUGGCCAUAUUUGGGACCAAAAUCAUUCUUAGGAUCCUCAAGAGAUGUGGCCAAAGUUAUGUAGUAAUCCCUAGGUAAAGUUUAAAUUUUCGGCCUGCUCUAGGUCAGCUGCAUAAGCUUUUGACAAUGGAAAUUGGAAACGACCCACUCUAUCAAUAUACGCGCUCAUAUAACUUGCCACUUAAUGAAGAGAUUUAAGUUUCUGAUUUCAUCACCAUUUGGUCCAGAAAAGUGGUCCAGAGCUGUUCCGAACAUGAGCAGGUCGAUUUGGUGGUGAAAGCCCAUUCAAAGUCCAUAUUUUAUGACGGUCGUGGAUUAGUUGAACUCUCCAACUGAUCAACCGGCGCACUUACUCGUAAGCAUGAAAGGAGUAAGUACGUACAAACAAGACCUAAUAAUGGGUCACUUGAGAAUUCAAAAUAAAGCUUAUUUGGAAGCUUGAAUGAUCAUUGAUCAGGUAUUUCUUGUACUCAGUGACUACCUGAUGCUCAAGUUAAACAUGAACUAAUAAUCUAAAAAGCUGAACCAUAGCGACAUCAAAUUUCAAAAAACGGUCUACAAUUGUCGCCUUUUGGUCUUUCUAUUUCCACUUAUUGACGCCGAUCUUGGGCGAAUACAAAUUGAGUAAAACACGACCGAAUCCAAGGCCUGUCAAAACACAUCAGAUAUUCAAAUCUUGUAUUAGAGAGAAAAAUGUGUUUUUAUAUAUGCGUAUUAAGGCAAAGUAGUCUAAUUUGUGGUUAUGAUUGCUAAAACGAUUAAUGUGUUAGGAUUCCAAUGCUUGCACUAAAAACCCAGCACACCCGUUGACAGGAGCUCUACUGUAAUCAUCGGUUACAUGCUGUGUAGAGGUUUAAAAAAAGCGAUCUACCCUCAUGUAACAUUCGAAUCUCGUCUGUCUCAUGUCCAAAUAUUUGUUCCAUGAAUGUCGACGUCUUGAGAGAACAGAUGUACUGUAUGCAAUAGGUAAAGUAUUACUGUACUGUACGAGUAAAUUAUGAAAUGGCGGCGUGAAAUCAUAGCUUCUUUGUGUGGACACUGAAAAAGUAACCUCCAAGCUUGCAAUGCGUUUCGACGGACAAUUUUAAGAAACUCUUCAUUUUCCCACGGGCGGAAAUGAGUACAUUGCACAUUGUGCGGCGACGUGCCAGACCAUUGAACACUGUACUAGUUACUCACUCACUCACUCAGUCUUCAGUACAAAGCAGGUAAAAACUUGCCAAAAGGUAGUAUGCACCGUCGAAAGGAGCCGCCAAUUGUGGGGCAGGCAGAUCCAAGACCCCUCUUCUUCUUCGUCUUCUUCUUUACCACCACCACCACCAAUGAAACGACCAACCAACCUCCAAUCAUCAACCAUCAGCUCAAGUGCCGCGGUGGUUGCGAACUCCAGCAGCUCCUGAAACAACCAAAGUGAGGGAAGACAGGGAAUAGAUAGACGUAUGGGUGGUGGUGGUGGUGGUGAAUGGAUGGAUGGAUGGAUAUACAUACGUUUGGAUGGAUGGAAAAGAAAGAAGGCACGACAAAACAGCGACGAGCCAAGAACUGGUAAACACUAAUGGGGUGCGGUUCAAAUUUUGAUCAUGCCAUGGAUCAUUAGAUCAAGAGUAAUUGAUUGGAACAUCAACAAGUGUGCAACCCGACACGAAGGCCAGUGAUCACGAGUGUGUUCCAUUCAUUCAUGGCCACAAGACUCCUCAACACCAUGAAGGCCACCCAAAACGUGCUCCUUUUCUUGACAUUUCUGACGAGCUGUUUAGCGAUUGCGCUUUUGGCCGCCAGUCUGGGCACAGAAAGUUGGAUCGUGUCCGACGCCCAGCGCCCUUCCAAUCCCAAAGCCCAAGGGACAAUCAACUUUGGACUGUUUCACGGGACUCGGCGUCUCAACCACGGCUUUGGCGAGCGUAUCUACCCCAUGAAUGUGUUUCAAGUUCAGUAUCGAGAGCAAAACUUUAUGAUCAGAGAGCUCUAUGUGACCACGAUCGUGUGCGUGGGGGUGGCCAUCUUGUUUGGGCUGAUCAGCGGCUCCCUGGCCUUGUACAACAUCAGCACCAUCCCUUCCGAGGCAGUUUGCCAUUACCCGGGAUUGGUGGCUUUCAACGUGAUUGGCUUCCUCUCGUCCUUGGUGGCGAUCAUCACGUGGAUCAUACAAUACUUCAUUAAAUUUCGUGGCAACGUCCUCAUUCGAGAGGACCAACUCAAUGGAGGCUGGAAAUCGGAGGGUUUGGCCUCGGUGGGCUACUCAUUCUGGAUGGUGUUUGUGGCUUCGGUGAUAUUCUUCCUGAACUCAGUCAUUGUGUUGAUCCUUCAAAAGCGGUUUACCCGAGGUCGGAGGACCAAAAACCACAUCAUUGACAACACCAAACCCACCAAUGGAAACCUCAUGUUAUAUUGAGAACUCGUCGUCGUUGUCGUCUCACAUAUCCUAAAUCAAGUAUCAUCUGCUGCCAUAAUAAUUAAAAAGCAAUCAGUGAUUGCUAGCUAAUACAAAA